AUGCUGGUAAGCGGAAGCCAACUCCUGUUGUCGUCUCAGUUGUGCAAAGUUCCCUUUGCCGCAAAAUUCUUUCGCUUUUUCGUCCCAUUUCUCCUCACUACCCCCUCGAACAGCCACAAAAGCCAUGUCUAAGAGCAGUCAGUCCACACAGUUCCGUAAAGUUGACAUAGAUGAGUUGGACGAGAAUAGAUUUGAUGACGAACAAGUCGACGAAGGUGGCAUGACUGGCCCUGACGAAGGGGAGGUCAACUCUCUGCUUAUGUCCAAGAAAAAUGGGGAAGCCCUAAAAGCUGUGUUGGCUAACCCACCUGUUCUAUCCAAAAACCAAGCUGUUAAGGAUAAAGCGUUCCAGCUAGUACUCAAAGUUUUAACAACAACACGAAGCAAUGAGAUCGACAACGCCCUCAAGGGGCUCACGAAAUCAGAAGUGGAUAUCCUGAUGAAGUAUAUCUACCGUGGAUUUGCACAACCUAACGAGAACAGCUGCGGGAUACUUUUGAAUUGGCAUGAGAAGGUUCUUGCUGCUGGCGGUCUGGGAAGCAUUAUCCGCGUGCUGACUGAUAGGAAAUCAAUUUAAUCCUAAUAAACCCACCACAUCUUGGAUUAGGUCAGAUAGGGUCAGAUUUUUUCAAUUAAAUCCUUGAAAUUUCCUCUGAAUUAAAACCAAACUGGUUUAUUCUGCAUCUCAUUUUUAUAUUUGCAGCUUUUUUUAGUCUUAUUUGUAGUUUUGCCACUGUGAGAGUAAAUAACUGGUCUUGUGAAACUAUAAGUAAGGCGAUAAAAAAGAAAAUCUGACUUGUUUUGUGUAAAUUCCAUAGAUAAUAAGAGACCUUACUGUACAUAGACUGCAUAUUUUACACAUGUAAGGGAAGGCGAAAGAUUCUGGUGCUAGCCAUUUAAAAUAAAACAGCUAUUUGUGUA
Molecule: messenger RNA, 921 nt
Organism: Nematostella vectensis (starlet sea anemone)
Lineage: Eukaryota; Metazoa; Cnidaria; Anthozoa; Actiniaria; Edwardsiidae
Product: actin-related protein 2/3 complex subunit 5
Exons: 4
Coding region: 125-577 (150 amino acids)
Biological process (GO): cell migration; regulation of actin filament polymerization; Arp2/3 complex-mediated actin nucleation
Cellular component (GO): Arp2/3 protein complex; cytoplasm; actin cytoskeleton
Molecular function (GO): actin filament binding
Source: RefSeq, a predicted model, not a curated record